AUGAUGCGAACACUCAUUGUGCUGGUUACAAUCGCCAGCGUACGUGGCGCGACAGUAAAUGAUGCUGAUUGCACAACAGAUAUCAAGUCGCCAACGGAUACCCUACAAUCUUUCAGUAUAUCUCAGAAGGAUACCAUCGCCGCUGGAACAGCCUGUGUUUGGGGGCUCAAAUCCACCGAACAUAGAAGUGUCGAGUUACGUUUGGAAGUUGCUUCGCCGAACACAAAUGCGCAAUGCAUCAAAGUCUCUUACACAGGCAGUACCGAGCCUGCAACAGAAUCAACAAUUUGUGGGGAGGAAGGAAAAAAUGUGUUCACUGCAGAUGCUGGUAAGAAUAUCACAGUCACCUACGAGGCUCCCAAGGAGGCUACGGACAUCGCAAUCAGAAACUUCCAGGUUUACUAUCAACUUGUGAACGACAACAGAUGUUCCGAUGCGCCCAAUCCACCGACGGAUAAAACCCAAUCGUUCAGUGUGGCGAAAUCCGUAGACACCAUCCCGACUGGUUUGCUAUGCUCCUGGAGUCUUCCGACGACUGAUGGGAAGAAAAUACGUGUGGCGUUGGAUGUCGAUUCGACUAAAACGGAAAAUCAAUGUGUGACGGUUGCUGACGCGGACAAAACCAAAGCCUCACUUAUCUGUGGUAAAGAACAGGAGAACACUUACGUUUCUUCUGGCAAAGACGUGGUUAUCACCUACGGCGAACAAGACACAGGAAAGACUGCGGUGGCAAACUUCGAAAUUCAUUAUCAAUUUGUAAAUAGUGCGGAAUGCACGACAGAUGUGGCGAAACCAACCGAUAAGUUACAAUCUUUUGAUGUGUCUCAAAAGGAUACAAUAACUGCUGGAACAACCUGUACAUGGGGAAUCGCAUCCACUGAAAAGAAAAGUCUCCAAUUAAGUUUGGAAUUAAAUCCGCCGGACACAAAUGCGCAUUGUGUGAAGGUCUCUGAAACAGGCAAUACAGGAGCUUCAGGAGAAUCAACCAUUUGUGGAGAAGAAGGAAAAAAUUUGUUCACUGCAGAUGCCGGUAAAAACAUCAUUGUCACAUACGAGGGUCCUGUUGUGGGAGAAGGAAUCAAGGAUUUCCAGGUGUAUUACCAACUGGAACGGAAACACAGUGUCUACAAGACAUUUGUCUCGUGUUCCUUUAAACCGUGUGAAACCGCAAUGGGUGGCGGUGACUCAGAUCAGUUCAAACACUUCCUGACCGCUCUGUUGCGAUCUUCUGGUGUUCGCUACAAACAACUCACAAUUGUCAAUCAUUGCAAAAAUGACUAA
Molecule: messenger RNA, 1281 nt
Organism: Echinostoma caproni
Lineage: Eukaryota; Metazoa; Platyhelminthes; Trematoda; Plagiorchiida; Echinostomatidae
Source: the annotation of a GenBank genome assembly